Molecule: messenger RNA, 1860 nt
Organism: Lycium barbarum (goji berry)
Lineage: Eukaryota; Viridiplantae; Streptophyta; Magnoliopsida; Solanales; Solanaceae
Exons: 4
Coding region: 197-1735 (512 amino acids)
Source: RefSeq, a predicted model, not a curated record
UGUUUUCUUCUAAAUUGGUUGGAAUUUCCUAUGGAACACUUGACUUGUACGGCAAAAUCAGCAGUGACUGAAAAGGGAAGUCUUUUGUUGUUCCUUAAUCAUCAAUCGAAAACACACUGAAAAUGAAACAACACUACUUAGCAUAAAUUCACGGUUCUUGCUGUUUUUUUUUAUUAGUGAAAGAUUGAUAACAAUCAUGAAUUGCUUCUCUUCAUCUUUAUUAGUUUUCACUUUGGUCCUUCAUAUUUGUAAUUUGGGUUAUGCAGUGUCCAUAAUUAAAGAUUCAUAUGUUUCUGCAAUUGGUGAUCCUGGAAUGAAAAACCCAAAUGCAAGAUUUGGAUUUGAAGCAUGGAAUUUUUGUAAUGAAGUUGGAAGAGAGGCUCCUCAUAUGGGUAGUCCCAGGCUUGCUGACUGUGCUGAUCUUCACUGCUCAGGUCACCGAGAUAUUCUGGGCGAUCAACUUCUUCGGAAACAAAGCACUUGUAAAGUACACCACAAAGUGACAGAAGUAGACAAUAGAUUAGGAGCUGGAGAUAAAUUUCCAGAUGGGAGUUAUAAAGCUGACAUGAAUCCUGAUCUUUACGCUGUGGAAAAGGAGUGGUAUCUUGGUUCACUUUGCAAAGUGCAUGAUUCUGCUCACCCGUGGUAUUAUUGGAUGAUAAUGCUUAAAAACGGAAAUUUUGACAAGAACACAACUCUUUGUCCUGAAAAUGGUAGGAAAGUUUCUAAGAUAGUGACUGGUAGAACUUUUCCAUGUUUUGGUAAGGGCUGCAUGAAUCAGCCACUUGUCUACCAUAACUACUCAAGAAUAGAGCAUUCAUCUUUGAUCGGAGGCUUCUAUGGAACAUAUGACCUUGAUGCCAAUUUAACUGCCGGUGUAGAUGGAAAAUCUUUUUUUUCAGCUUCAUGGCGGAAGAAUUUAAGCACAGGUAGUUGGAUUAUCUCAAACAAAUUGACGACAUCAUCCAAGUAUCCAUGGCUUAUGUUGUAUCUAAGAGCAGAUGCAGCAGAAGGGUUUAAUGGAGGAUAUCACUAUAGUGGCCGUGGAAUUAUGAAAAAGCUUCCGGAGUCACCGAACUUCAAGGUAAAGUUGACACUUGAUGUUAGACAAGGAGGAGGCUCCAAUAGCCAGUUUUAUCUUCUCGACAUUGGAAGCUGCUGGAAAAAUAGAGGAGAUCCAUGUGAUGGAGACGUUUUAACGGAUGUGACGAGAUACAGUGAGAUGAUCAUCAAUCCAGCAACCACAAGUUGGUGUCAUCCUGAUAACCUCGUGUCCUGUCCACCCUACCACAUUAGCCCUAAUGGGGAGAUAAUAUACAGAAAUGAUACUUCUCGGUUCCCAUACUCUGCUUAUCAUCUCUAUUGUGCUCCUGGAAAUGCAAAUUAUUUAGAGAAACCAUAUGAUAUCUGUGACCCAUACAGCAAUCCACAAGCUCAAGAACUGAUACAAAUCCUGCCACAUCCUGAGUGGGCUGUGCAUGGUUAUCCUUCAAAACAAGGAGAGGGGUGGAUUGGUGAUGCUAGGACUUGGGAGCUUGACGUAGGAGCAUUAUCUAGUCGCUUAUACUUUUACCAGGAUCCAGGAACCAAGCCAGCAAAGCGUGUUUGGUCUUCACUUAAUGUUGGUACAGAAAUAUAUGUUAGCAGCCAAGGGGCUACUGCUGAAUGGACUGUCAGUGAUUUUGAUGUAUUGAUUCCUGAAGAUGAUAAAGGUGAUGUUAGGGCAGUUCUGUAACAUAACACCUGUUGUAUGUUCAUUGUGCUUUACAAUAAGUUUCACUUCUAACAAAUUUCUUUUUCGCUUGUUUGUAUAUAAUAUAGACACACAUAUAAGUAUAUCUACUUUUGGCUUUCUGUUCA